This is a messenger RNA of Erinaceus europaeus (western European hedgehog), 914 nucleotides long. RefSeq names its product peptidylprolyl isomerase like 3 (gene PPIL3). NCBI's taxonomy places the organism in Eukaryota, Metazoa, Chordata, Mammalia, Eulipotyphla, Erinaceidae. The record is from RefSeq and is a predicted model, not a curated record. Bases 217 to 702 code for a protein of 161 amino acids. Gene Ontology annotation, biological process: protein peptidyl-prolyl isomerization; protein folding. Gene Ontology annotation, molecular function: peptidyl-prolyl cis-trans isomerase activity. The transcript has 7 exons. Gene Ontology annotation, cellular component: catalytic step 2 spliceosome.
CCGGAAGUGUCCUUCCCGUCCGCUUCGACGUCAUGUCAAAUCGAUCUAGGAUACUUUUUGUUUGUUUGUUUCCCCGUACUGUCACUUAUUAAAGAAAGCGUCUCCUCACGACCGCAGCGUCCCCGGUGGGGGGAAUAGAUCUACUUUUGAACUUUUCACUGUACUACAGUGAGAAAUUCAAUAGCUGUAUUUCCUGAAAACAUCAAAAGAAGGAAUAUGUCAGUGACAUUGCAUACAGAUGUGGGUGAUAUUAAAAUAGAAAUCUUCUGUGAGAGGACACCCAAAGCAUGUGAGAAUUUCUUGGCUCUUUGUGCCAGUAAUUACUACAAUGGCUGUAUAUUCCAUAGAAAUAUCAAGGGUUUCAUGGUUCAAACAGGAGAUCCAUCAGGUACUGGAAGAGGAGGUAACAGUAUCUGGGGCAAGAAGUUUGAGGAUGAAUACAGUGAAUAUCUCAAGCACAGUGUUAGAGGUGUUGUGUCUAUGGCUAAUAAUGGCCCAAAUACCAAUGGGUCUCAGUUCUUCAUCACCUAUGGUAAACAGCCACAUCUGGACAUGAAAUACACAGUAUUUGGAAAGGUAAUAGAUGGUCUGGAAACUCUAGAUGAAUUGGAGAAGUUACCAGUAAAUGAGAAGACAUAUCGACCUCUUAACGAUGUGCACAUUAAGGACAUAACUAUUCAUGCCAACCCAUUUGCACAGUAACUAUAAUGGCCCUUGGCAAAUAGUUGGCAAACUCUUUGAGAACACGCCUAUUGUGGUUUGCCCAGUUUGUUAUGUCAGAGACUGUGUUAUCCUUCUGCUUGUUUACUCCUACGAGUUGGUGGUACCAAGAGAAGCCAACAUCUUUCACUCUUAUUCUUAAGAGGGUUUACUGUACACUGGGGGACUAAUAAAAUAUUCCUUUAUUUUUUUAA